AUGUCUUCCGACCACCAGGGCCCUUCUGAGGCCAUGAUCCAACUGAUUUCGCCGGAUGGGUAUUAUACCUACUUGGGAAUACCCAAACCAACUGCUGCCGAGAUUGCUGCCGCCGCAGAAAAUGUGUCAUCCUCGUUUGUUUCCUCCAAGAAGAAUGCCAACAAGGUGGGGAACAGUGGAAUUGACGAAGAUCAAGUCAAGAAAGCAUAUCGCAAGCUAAGCCUCAAGCAUCAUCCCGAUAAACCAGGUGGCGAUGCCGACACAUUUCGAGUACUCAAUCGAGCACAAAAGGUCCUCAUGAAUCCCAAAUUACGACAACAAUAUGAUAUUCUUGGAUUGGAUUUGGACGACGACGACGAUGGACGAGCCGGUGGUGAUGCUGAGGAUGAUGAUGAAACGGCUUCGCAAGGAAUUGUCCAUGAAAUUGCCACCAUGGCAAUGGCUGGGCUCAUGCAUUUGGGUGUCCGAACUGGACUGAUGGGUCUAGUGGCCGUAGUAGUGGUUCGCUAUACGAUACUGUUUAUUCCUGCCUUGCUCUUUAUGGGCUAUGUUGGCUUUUCGGUCUUUAGGUCUACCCAACUUCCAGAUGGACAUCCUGAAAAACUCAUGCCCCAAGCAGUGGGGGGCGCCAUUGCCUUGGCUGGUGGUUUGGUGUGUAUGUACUGGGGGCGAUCAUAUGAUGAAGACAACAAUGCACAAUGGUCAUGGCUUUUUUGGUUGGGAGAAUCCACAGUGAUGGGCAUCUUUAUCUUCAAUUCCAUUGGUGCUAGUUUACCCCUUGGCAUGCCAUUGUACGGUGGAAUUGCAGUGUUUUCCAUUCUCGUGUCCUUGUGGAUUCGUGGUCGAUUCUGGACCUAUGUUUCUAUUUUGAUAUUUGAAGCAUUACUGCUACUGUUUGUGGUCAUGGCCUUUCCUGUCAUGGAGAUGGUGUUGGAGACUAUCUUGAAUGAGAAAUUGCGCAAAGUGGGGGACAAAGUUCGGGUACAUCAACGACAAUUGGAAGCCUACUAUGCCAACAAAAUGAUGAUGAAUGAAAAGGGUAGCUACCGGUAA
This is a messenger RNA of Seminavis robusta, 1053 nucleotides long. Lineage: Eukaryota; Bacillariophyta; Bacillariophyceae; Naviculales; Naviculaceae. The record is from the annotation of a GenBank genome assembly.